Messenger RNA from Bipolaris zeicola 26-R-13, 150 nucleotides. RefSeq lists its product as uncharacterized. NCBI's taxonomy places the organism in Eukaryota, Fungi, Ascomycota, Dothideomycetes, Pleosporales, Pleosporaceae. The coding region runs from base 1 to 150 and encodes 49 amino acids. The record is from RefSeq and is a predicted model, not a curated record. The transcript has a single exon.
AUGGUUUAUUUUGACCCUAAAUUUUCGACGUCGUAUUCAUCCCUUAUUCUACAAAUUGUUAUAGACACUAUUAGCAUUUGCGUCGCAAUAUCUGAAUCGUAUCAUCUUUGCAUGUUUGAGAGGCGCAGGCAAAAGAUGAGAUGGCUUUAG